Messenger RNA from Hyaloperonospora brassicae, 684 nucleotides. The record is from the annotation of a GenBank genome assembly. Lineage: Eukaryota; Oomycota; Peronosporomycetes; Peronosporales; Peronosporaceae.
AUGAGGGUUGUCUAUCUCUUUGCACACAUCGUGUGUAGCGCGCUGCCUGCCAUCGCUGAUACCGCCUCGGGGCUAGAAGUACCUCAAGUUACGGCUCCUAAUGCUCUCAAGUCGGAGUACGUGACGGUCGGCAGACUUUUCAGGGCGCAGACACUCGGCCGCGAUGACCUUGAAGAUCGAACGUUUCCUGUGAUUAUCGAGGACUUGAGAGUCAUGCUUCAAUUUGUCAAGCUGAUGCCUAAGCUUGCGAUAGCUGCCAUCGAUCGUGGGCCUAUCGAAUUUCGUAGAAAUGCUUAUCACAGUGCAUUGCGCGACACUAUGGUCGUGAUGCUCACUACGCUCAAAAAUCGUCUUCCGCUAAAGCCAGAUCAUGAAUUCUACGUUGGUGUUAUUGGCGAGUAUUCCAGCCGGCUAAGCGAGUUUCUGACGGCAAUAUCGCUGUCUCUGGUUGAGCAAGCAAAGGUACCUGUUUCUGAGGUAGCGAAAGACCUUAAGCAGGCGCAGUUGAAGGAGUGGUUGGAGGCAAACAAAAAUCCUACGGACGUCAGCGAAAGUUUUACCAGCUCUCCAUUUUAUAGUGAUGAUAUUUUUGCUGACCUCAAGGAAGAGAUUGUAGGCGUCUACAAGAAGCUUUACGACGAGCAACACAAGCGACUUGAGGAAGCUUUACAAGGCGCAAAUUAA